AUGGCUUCUCCAGAGGAAGUGCCAGAUUCAGCACUGGGCCUAGCGUCCGCAUCUGAUGCAGAUACUAUCAUGGGAGACCCCGCUCAAGGAUCUGACGAGGACACUGCGCAAACCAGCAACGAUCUCAGUGGUCUCGGUGCCGACAAAGUGACCAAGCUAUCAGAAGUCCUUUCCAGAAACAAUGAAGUCCAAGGUCUCGCCUACGACACCAUCUAUCAACAACUGCAAAUUCGCCCGGAGAAGCGUCAAGAAUUCUACAAUGGAGUCAUUCGCAACAUCCGCAACAAGCAUCAUGUCGAGAUCAAGCGAGGUACAGAUACUAGUAUCAAGAACAUCUCUAAUCUACUCCUUCGAGCCUUUGGCUACCUUGUCUGGGCACCAGACUCGGCGUGGUUGGUUGAUAUUGCCGAUCUGGAUGAGGGAGAGACCAGAUUAGUCUAUGUGCGAGGUCGUGUCGCGUCUGACCGUCCUGAAAAUGAGAGGUUCUUUCCUAUCUUGGAACGCCUCUGGCGCCAGAUGCGUAAUCUCAUGUUCAUCGCGAAACCAAGCCGUCGCCGAGCUGCACAAGCACAAUCCGGAACGCUCCCUCGAGCUGAAGAAGAUGAAACUACCGAAAUGAAUUCUGGGCUCUCUGAGGGCGACAUUCCUCCUCCCUCACCUCACUCACAAGCUCGAACAUCUGCAACCGAAAAGAUCGAAGCUUUGCAAGACAAAUGGGAGAUGGCCAUGGCACCCAUUAGUGAGAUGACCGCAGAUGAGACCGAAGAGGCAAUCCUCAACCUCAUCACUAAACUCUCUCAAAUUCGAGCAAAGAGCAGACCUGAGAUCUUCGAGCGUCUUUGGGUCCAGCACAUCAUGCGGCAGGAAGAAAUUGACUCGGCUUCAAGCCAAGGCACAAUCGAACCCGCACCCGUCACCGGAAAUAUGACUCCGCAGAUUCUGGUCAAAGGUUCCUCUGUGCCGCCUAUCGUCGCCAAUCCUCCUCCGCAGCCUGGCGGUGGUGGCGCCUCUUCUCAGUCUCCCGUCGCCGAUUCCUCUUCCCAGUCGAACCAACCAUGGAUGACAGAAGGCUCACCACUUCCACCUCGUUUACCUAUGUCGUCGUUACUUCGGCCUGCCCUUCCAGCAGUCAUGUCCGUCUACAUCAGCGUCUUGUACAUCCCAUCUGCAGCAAUCAGAGCUGGAACUCAACCUUGUGGUCCAAUCAUCCCAGCCAGAGGGGGUCAUCGAGACCCUGCGUAUCACUGGGUCGACGCCCCAGUCAGCACUACCGGAAUGGCUCGUUUCUUUGAAGGAAUCACCAUGCGAACUCGUCCUCUUCUCCGCUCCGUCGUCGGUUGGGUCUUCAGCUACGGUUGGAACGAUACCUGUCGCUUCAUCUCGUCUGGCCGUUUCGACUACUACGAUCGCACUGCUGGAACUGAGGUAGGAAUUCCUCGUGAUAAUGCUCAAUCAACCAUUGUUAAUACCAUGAUGCUCGGCUGGGGUGACUUUCAAGAUGACCUGCGCCACGCUGCCCAGACGGGUGUACGUGUUUGGAGAAUGAAGGUCGGCGUUGUUGCAUUGCCCGAGUAA
Rhinocladiella mackenziei CBS 650.93 is the source of this 1575-nucleotide messenger RNA. RefSeq lists its product as uncharacterized. NCBI's taxonomy places the organism in Eukaryota, Fungi, Ascomycota, Eurotiomycetes, Chaetothyriales, Herpotrichiellaceae. The transcript has 2 exons. Bases 1 to 1575 code for a protein of 524 amino acids. The record is from RefSeq and is a predicted model, not a curated record.